AUGAGGCUUUUCCGGAGACGUUACAGCCCCUUGAAGGUGGCUUUGGCGGGCGCCGUCUUCGUCAUCUUCCUCUUCAUCCUCCAGAAGGACGUGGGGAACAAGGAUCCGAGCGAGGAACCCUGGUUGAAGAACAUCGUCCAGGGGAAGGACCAAGUCCUCGACCUCAUGCUGGGGGCGGUCAACAACAUCCGCGACUCGAUGCCGAAGCUGCAGAUCGGCGCUCCGGUUCGGCAGGAGGAACCGCCGCCCGGUGCUCGCUCCUGCCUGCCCGGCGUCUACACGGCGGCGGAACUUCGGCCGCUGAUGGAGAGACCCCCCCAAGCCCCCGCCAGCCCCGGAGCCGACGGCAAAGCCUUCAAGAAAGAGCGAUGGACGCCGGAGGAGACGAAGGAGAAGGAGCGAGGUUACGAGAAACAUUGCUUCAACGCCUUCGCCAGCGAUCGCAUCUCCCUCCAGCGAGCGCUGGGACCCGACAGCCGUCCGCCGGAGUAAGAGCCCUCACCCGGAGCCGUGCGGGUCCGUUUGCUCCUGGAAGAGGGGGGGAACAAGUUUAAGGGGCAAUAAAAGCGGAUCGGGAGCGGGAUGUCACCGAGCGUUGGCAGAGGAUUGAAAGGAAGGAGGGCUGAAAAGAAAAUGNNUGGCUAUGUGGAGCAGCUCCAGAUCGUGCGCGUGGUGCGGCAGGAGGAGCGGAAAGGGCUGAUCACGGCGCGGCUACUGGGGGCCAGCGUGGCCAGCGGGGAGGUCCUCACCUUCCUGGACGCCCACUGCGAGUGUUUCCACGGUUGGCUGGAGCCCCUCUUAUCCCGCAUUGCCGAAGAGCCCACGGCCGUCGUAAGCCCCGACAUUGCCACCAUCGAUCUCAACACCUUCGAGUUCUCCAAACCCCUCCAGAACGGCAAACAGCACAGCCGGGGCAACUUCGACUGGAGCCUGACUUUCGGUUGGGAGGUCGUUCCGCCCCGGGAGAGGCAGCGGAGGAAGGAUGAGACCUUCCCCAUCAAGUCCCCAACCUUCGCCGGUGGUCUCUUUGCCAUCUCCCGGUCCUACUUCGAGCACAUCGGCUCCUACGACGAUCAGAUGGAGAUCUGGGGCGGGGAGAACAUGGAGAUGUCCUUCAGGGUCUGGCAGUGCGGGGGUCAAGUCGAGAUCAUCCCUUGUUCCGUGGUGGGUCACGUCUUCCGCUCCAAGAGCCCCCACACCUUCCCCAAAGGCACCCAGGUCAUCUCCAGGAACCAGGUCCGCCUGGCCGAGGUCUGGAUGGACGAAUACAAGGAGAUCUUCUACAGGAGGAACCAGCAAGCUGCGCAGAUGGCCAGAGAGAAGACGUAUGGUGACAUUACAGACCGGCGCAAGCUGAGGGAGCAGCUCCAAUGCAAGAACUUCACCUGGUACCUCCAGACCGUCUACCCAGAGAUGUUUGUUCCUGACCUGACUCCAACAUUUUACGGAGCGGUGAGCACCGGGGUGCCCGGAGCGUCCCGCUGGGCUCAGUCUUUGGCUAGAAAUAGCCACGGCAGCGAACCCCACAUCUCCCCCCUUGGGGACCUUCACCCACUCGGGCCGUGUCUCUGUGGUCUUUGUGUGUGUGUGUGUGUGUCCCAGUAUUUUGAGCACAGGAGCCAGCGGGAGCUGCGGCACAACAUCGGGAAGGAGCUGUGCCUGCGGGCAGGUUCGGGCUCGGCCGAACUGGGCGAAUGCCAGUACCGAGGGAAGCCCGGGCGGGUGCCGGCCAGCGAGGAGUGGGACCUGACGCAGGAUCGGCUCAUUAAAAACUCGGCCUUCGGUACGUGCUUGACGGCACGAGGGAAACACCCAGCGAUGGUUCCCUGCGACCCGGCGGACCCCCACCAGCUCUGGUCCUUCACCUAA
Charadrius vociferus (killdeer) is the source of this 1869-nucleotide messenger RNA. It is a transcript of the gene GALNT6, whose product is annotated as polypeptide N-acetylgalactosaminyltransferase 6. The record is from RefSeq and is a predicted model, not a curated record. The transcript is spliced from 8 exons. Gene Ontology annotation, cellular component: Golgi apparatus. Lineage: Eukaryota; Metazoa; Chordata; Aves; Charadriiformes; Charadriidae.